Messenger RNA from Closterium sp. NIES-65, 3099 nucleotides. The record is from the annotation of a GenBank genome assembly. Lineage: Eukaryota; Viridiplantae; Streptophyta; Zygnematophyceae; Desmidiales; Closteriaceae.
AUGGCGACUGAAGCGGAGAAGUCGGCGGUGGACCAAGGUCACACCGCUGAGAGUGCGAUUGCCCUGCCUCCGGCCCCUGUCGCCACUGUUGCCAUUGCUGCUGCUCCCCUGCUCUCCCUGGCUCCACCUGCUGUUGUUGCGACAUCCGCGGUUCCGCUCCCCCUGUCGCCGGCUCCCCCGCCAAACCUUCCGCACGCUGGAUUCGUGUCCGGCGCGCCGGUUCCCGUUGCGCAGCCGUCACAUGUGGCGCAGCCGCCCGCCCAAGUUGUCGCUGGGGGCCCUGCGUUGGGGACAGCGGUGGGCGCCGGCCCCGAUUCAGCCCACUUAGUUGCCCCAUCGGCUGCGCCGUUGAAACCCGUCGCGCAGCGGCUCACGGAGUCCCAAAUACACCUUGCCGCAGGGGGCAAUGCGGCAGCGCAUUGGGGGCGAGGUUCUCCUCGGCGUCGCCCCUCCUCGUCAUAUCGUUCGGCUCACCGCGGAGGUCGUGGUGGCUGGUGGGGAGGUCACGGUCACAGGCACGGUGGACCAAGCGAGAUGCAGCAGCUGCGCGAGGAUUUCCCGGGGAUGCUCGUUGGGGCGAUGCGCAACGCUCUGAAUGGCGCACCGAAUCUUGUGACCGUGCUCCGCCUGCCUACGUUCGUCCUGUGUCCGCCUCGCAGUAUCCGCCCCUGCCCUGGAUUCCCCCUCUUCCGGACACGGGAUUUGUGGGAGCGGGAGGCGGAGGGGCGAGGGGAGCCUUCGUUCCUCCGCGUCGUUUUGCUGAAGCUCCCUGCAAGUUCGCCACCACCUCGCACGCCUCCGCCAGAUUCAGAACCCGGCACAUGGUCAGCAUGGGGUCUCUCCCCGCGCGAGUGGGGAGAGGUGCAGUCUGCGCUUCGCGCGGAAACGCCGCCGGCCAGCCAGGAGUCCGGCCAACAGCCAAGCGCGGCGCAGAGAAGCCGGGAACCUGACGGAGGGUGCGGAACUAAGCCCUCCCCUCACGCGCGGGCUGAUACUCGCGCAGCGUCGGCGCACGCAGAGGAGCGACCUGGCCUGGGUCUGCGGCGAAGGGGGGACCGUUGGUCACCUCAAUAUGGACGUGAGUCGGCGCCCCACUCGCCCGGGCCUGCCUCACCACCUCCACGAACGUGUCCGCAGCAUGAUCGAGGGCUGGAUCAGGCUGGUUGCCAUUCCCGCCUCGCCCUCCGCCCUUCCGCCAGCCCCGCCGUCCCCCGGAAGCAGCCGAAUGUGGACGCGGGGGGGACUGCUCGCGGCGACCCGAAUCCCAGCGACGACCAGGCGACCCCCUCCCCCGCGUCGCCGGAGAUCGCCGAGGAGAACGUUGCGCGGGGGAUCGCGCUCGCGGUGAGCGCUGGCCUACCUGACCACGAGGGGAUGGGCGGCGAGGGGAGCGAGGACGUGCAGGAGAACGCUUACCCCCCUCCCCGCGCUGAUAGUGCUCGCGACGCUCAGGAGAAGGGCGGCGAGGAGAGGGUGGCUGUUGAGGGUGCCGCAGAGGCGAGCACCCGCGCUCCUGCCGCGGCUGACCGUCCGGGCGGUUCGACGCAACACGAGCAGGCGCCCACAAAUACUCCGGCGAGGCGGGGCGCGCGGCAGGACGAUGGGGAAGCGUUUGAACCCGCUCGAAGUGGUGCACGGGCUCGCUCGCGGAGGGGUGCGCAGGGAGACGCGGACGAGGCCCGGCAGGCGCAGGCUGCGGUAGCGAGCUCUCCGCGGAACCCUCCAGCUCCGGAUCCCGUCUCACGGAUGGGUCCAUCACCCCCGAUCUUACCGCAGCCGACGCCAGUGCGGCGACGAAGCGAAAACGAGACGGCCGCGGCGCCGCAGACAGGGCGCGAGGGAGCUGCUGUGGGACGAGCAACGCGGGGAAUCCGCGUAGGACGCGGCAGCCGCCGCGGACGACGAGGCAACGAGAGAGGACGAAGAGGUGGUGGAGCACGAGAUUCAAACAGGCGCCGAUCUGGUGCAAGCGGCUACGCGAGGAAUGUGGAAAGGCUGAUGCGAAACGGCGCGGAGGGCGAUGUGGAACCACUUAGCGAGGAAGCAGAGGAGGAAGCGGAGAAUGAGGAAAGUGAAGAGGGGGACCCUGCCUUUAACCCUGAAAGCGAGGGGAUGUUAGAAGCAGAGGCCGAGGAGGACGAGGAAGAGUUGGAGCUGCUGCGGGAAGCGGAGCUCCCAAACCAGCAGGCCAGAGCGUGGGAUCUCUCCCCGCGCGGAUGGGGAGAGGCGCAGUCGGAACUCCGCGCGGCAGAAACAUCGCCACCUGGCCCGGAGUCUGGCCAACCGUAUUCUGAGGAGCAGGGUAACCUGGGGCUUGGCGGCGUCCGCGGAACGGCCCCCUCGACGCUGCAGCUGGCAGAUACUCCCGCAAGGUCGGAGCGUGCAGCGGAGCGGCUUCAACCGCAACAGGUGCGGUGGGGAGCUCAGUGGUCACAGACACGUGAACGUGAGCCGCUGCUCCCGACGCUUCCACCUCCCGAACUGCAUCCGCCACCAUAUUCCCCGCGCGGUCAGCAGUGGAACCCUAGCCACGACUACCCCCGCCGCGCGCAUAACCAUUCCGCCGCCCACGACGCCCUCCAGACCCAGCCGACUGAGGACGGGGCGGGGACUGCUCACGGCGGCGAGAAUCCCAACGGCCCGCAUGAGCCCCGCGGCCCCGACGCGGAGGCGACGGCCGCGGCGUCCGCUGCGGAGGGGACCGCUCCCGCGGGGAGCGCUUCUCCGGCGACCUCUCAGGAGAGCGGUAGCGGCGGUCGCGAUGCUGAAUUUCCCGCUGAUAUUCGUCCCAUCGUCGCCGAGAGUCAUGCGGCUCGGAGGCGCGACGCGCAGGGGACGCGGGUCGAUAUCCACGACGCUACGGGGACCGGCCCCGCUCCUGACGCGCCGGCAAGGCAUUCGACGCGACGACUAGGGGAGCACGGGAUUGCUCAGGAGACGCGUGACGAUCCGCCCCGCGCAGCGGAAGAGACAACCCGCGCUCAAGACGGCGCACGGGCGCCGACGCAGCAGGACGAGCCUGCACUUGGGAACACGGAGGCGCAGGCUCGAGGCACAGCCCAAUCGCGAGGAGUGGCACACCUGGCGGACGACGCGUAG